CUCUCCUUCCACCCUUCUCCAUCCCCCCCUUCUCUCUAGAACCCACUAACCUACACCAUGGGUGCGCAUUCCCUCCUCUUCACUGUCUUCUUCUCCGUCCUCCUCUCCUCCUUCACCUCAAACGCCCACAACAUAACAGCAAUCCUUGCUGCAUUCCCGGAGUACAGCGUCUACAACUCCUACCUCUCCCAAACGAAACUAGCGGACGAGAUCAACAGUCGCCAAACCCUAACAUGCCUCGUCCUGAGCAAUGGUGCCAUGUCAGCCCUAGCCGCGAAGCACCCUCUCUCUGUUAUAAAGAGCGCCCUCGAGCUCCUCACCCUCCUCGAUUACUACGAUGCUCAGAAGCUCCACGACAUCUCCGACGGCACAACUCUCUCCACCACCCUCUACCAGACCACCGGAAAAGCUGACGGAAACCUUGGUUUCGUCAACAUCACCGACCUUAAGGGCGGCAAGGUCGGCUUCGGCUCGGCUGCACCCGGCUCGAAGCUUGACUCCUCAUACACGAAGAGUGUUAAGCAGAUCCCCUACAACAUCUCUGUCCUCGAGAUCUCCGCGCCGAUCAUCGCGCCAGGGCUCCUCACCGCGCCGGCUCCCUCCAUCUCCGAUGUCAACAUCACCGGCCUGCUCGAGAAAGCUGGUUGCAAGACCUUCGCGGCUCUCAUCGUCAGCUCCGGAGUUUUGAAGAUUUACCAGUCUGCCGUCGACAAGGGGCUUACCGUUUUUGCCCCUUCGGAUGAGGCGUUCAAGGCAGCUGGCGUGCCGGACCUCAGCAAGCUGACUAGCGCUGAGGUGGUCACGCUGCUGCAGUACCAUGCGGUCGCCUCGUACACGCCGAUCGGGAGCUUGAAGACGUCUAGCGCGCCGAUCAGCACGCUGGCGUCGAAUGGGGCCGGGAAGUAUAGCCUGAAGGUUACCUCUGCCGGCGAUUCGGUGUCCCUGCACACCGGCGUCGAUAGCUCGAGGAUCUCCGGCACGGUCAUCGACGACACACCGCUCUGCAUUUUCACCGUCGACAGCAUCCUGCUGCCGGUCGAGCUCUUCGGAUUACCGCCCUCGCCCGCCCCGGCUCCCGUCCCCGUCUCGUCACCUUCUCCGACGCCCGCUGCUUCCCCCGCCCCUACCCCCGUCGUCGCGGCGCCGUCACCCGAGCCGUUGUCGCCUCCGGCCCCGCCCAUGUCUUCUCCCAGAGGGUCUCCUUCGGACGGUCCGGGUCCGGCCACAUCAAGCGAUUCCACGUCGACACCGUCUGCAGCCGUGGAUUUGAAAGCGCCGGUAAUCCUGUCCGCCGCAUUCUUCUUCUCAUUAGCAUUGGUGCUUUCAAUAUAGUAGAAUGUGGUUAUCUUUUUGUUCUGAUUCAGUGAUGGGAUUUCGUUGUGGUUGAUUUUUUCCUUCUUUUUCUCUUUUUUUGGGUUUAUUUAUGUUAUUGGAGUGAGCUAUAUUUGAUGUAGUUAGACGAGUUUUGUUUUGUUA
Molecule: messenger RNA, 1476 nt
Organism: Magnolia sinica
Lineage: Eukaryota; Viridiplantae; Streptophyta; Magnoliopsida; Magnoliales; Magnoliaceae
Product: fasciclin-like arabinogalactan protein 10
Exons: 1
Coding region: 58-1332 (424 amino acids)
Cellular component (GO): plasma membrane
Source: RefSeq, a predicted model, not a curated record